This is a messenger RNA of Parathielavia appendiculata, 1890 nucleotides long. RefSeq names its product GMC oxidoreductase. The record is from RefSeq and is a predicted model, not a curated record. The transcript has 2 exons. Gene Ontology annotation, molecular function: oxidoreductase activity, acting on CH-OH group of donors; flavin adenine dinucleotide binding. NCBI's taxonomy places the organism in Eukaryota, Fungi, Ascomycota, Sordariomycetes, Sordariales, Chaetomiaceae. Bases 1 to 1890 code for a protein of 629 amino acids.
AUGAAGCUCUUUGGAAAGCCUGGAGAGAGUGGCGCCCUAGGCGCACUCUUCUCGCUGGCCGUCUUGCUCCAUGGUCCCCUGGCUGCAGCGCAGACUGCCCCGAGGGAUGGUGCCGCCUACGACUACAUUGUAGUGGGUAGCGGACCCGGCGGCGCGGUGCUGGCCGUCAACCUCGCCAAGGCAGGACACUCUGUCCUCCUGCUCGAAGCUGGAGACGACAACCCAGGCCAAGGUUUCGGUCGGUACACGCCAACGGUCACCUGGGACUUUUACGUCAAGCACUACCCGGAAAGCGACCCCCGAGACAACCAGUACAGCCACCUGACGUGGAUGACUCCGGAGGGCCGCUACUGGGUUGGGCAGAGCGGCGCCCCGGCGGGCUCCAAGCUGCUGGGCGUUUACUACCCGCGCGGUGCGACGCUUGGAGGGUCCUCGAUGAUCAACGCCAUGGUCUGCUGGCUGCCGAGCGACUCCGACUGGAACUACCACGCCGAGGUGACGGGCGACGACAGUUGGAGAGCCGAAAACAUGCACAAGAUCUUCACCAAGAUCGAAAAGAACAACUACCUGACCAGGGGUGCGGCCAAUCACGGGUUCGACGGUUGGUUCCAGACACAGAUGGGCGCCAUGACGCAGUCCAAGCAGCUCGGCCCGCUGCAGGGCAACAACGUCAUGGCCUCCUACGCUCGGGACUGGAACCUGUCCAUGUCCAUGUCCAACCUGCUGAUCCGCGACCCCAAUGAGAUCAGCCCGACGCGCGACCAGACGUCGAGCAUAUACGGGCUCGUCAACCACCAGUACGCUAACGGCAACCGCUACAGCUCGCGCGACUACGUGCAGGAGGCUGUCCGCGCGGGUUCGAACCUGACCGUCUCACUCACCUCGCUCGCCACAAAAGUCCUCUUUGACACGGGCGGCACCAAGUGCUCCUCGGACCGCGGCACCUCGCGCGCCACGGGCGUCGAGUUCCUCUAUGGCAAGUCGCUGUACAAGGGCGACAGUCGGCGCACGGCCAACGCAGUGGGGGUCAAGCGCACGGCCAUCGCCCGCCGCGAAGUCAUCGUGGCGGGAGGCGCUUUCAACUCGCCGCAGCUGCUCAUGCUGAGCGGUAUCGGCAACGCCACCGAGCUGCGAAGGUUCAACAUUCCCGUAAUCAAGGACCUGCCCGGCGUCGGCCAGAACCUGAUGGACAACCAGGAGAUGCCCAUCGUCGGGACGGGCAGCGGCGGGAGCGGAAACACGGGCGUGGCCAUGUACAAGACGCGGCACCCGGCGCACGGCGAGCGCGACAUGUUUCUCAUGGGCGGGCAGGGAUUCCUGUUCCGGGGGUUCUGGCCCGACAACUCGGUGCGGGUUCCCGCCGAUCCGCCACAGCCGUACGGCGUGAGCAUGGUCAAGGGGUCGAGCGUCAACAACAAGGGUUGGGUGAAGCUGCGCAGCGCCGACCCGAUGGACACACCCGAGAUCAAUUUCAACCACUACGCGAGGGGAGCCGAGUACGACCUCGAAGCCAUGAAGGACACGGUCGCGUGGAUCCGGACCGUGUACAAGCGGGUGGGCAUCACGACGGUCGAGCCACCGUGCGCCAGGGCCGGUGGGCCGGAUGCGAACGGGUACUGCGGAAAGGAGGACGAGGAUUGGAUCCACAAGCAGACGUUUGGCCAUCAUCCGACGUCGACCUGCAAGAUUGGCGCGGAGAGCGACCCGAUGGCUGUGCUGGACUCCAAGUUCCGGGUGCGCGGGGUCAGCGGGCUCAGGGUGGUGGACGCCAGUGCUUUUGCGAGGAUCCCGGGCGUGUUCCCGGCUGUGUCGACGUUUAUGAUCUCGCAGAAGGCGAGCGAUGACAUGUUGGCCGAGUUGAAGGCGGGGACUGCGCUGAAGCAGUGCUGA